Molecule: messenger RNA, 990 nt
Organism: Bipolaris victoriae FI3
Lineage: Eukaryota; Fungi; Ascomycota; Dothideomycetes; Pleosporales; Pleosporaceae
Exons: 1
Coding region: 1-990 (329 amino acids)
Source: RefSeq, a predicted model, not a curated record
AUGGGUCCUAUAAAGCUAUCAAAUCCACCUCUGCUCACGACUGCACUCGGAAGAUCGACCAUCACUCACGGUGCGAAGAAACCAUUUCGAUUCUUGGAUCUCCCGAAGGAUAUACGUCUCAUGGUGUACGAGGAGCUGGGCAUGAAAACGUACCGAGACAGGUUUCCUCUUCGAUAUGACCAACAUUACGUGACGCUCGUCAACACAGUCACCCCAGGUCUCGCAAUUCUCGCAACUAGCCGUCAGAUCCGAGCAGAAGCAUCGUCAAUCAUUAUACCACGGCUGCGAAUGAUAUUGGGCUCGCCGCCAGUCAUUUCCAUUCGAGCUGAGCAUCUCGUUAGUUUAAUUGAUCUACACGACUGCUUCAGCUCCGUCUACGGUACGAAGUUCAUGGAGAGACUCAUAUUCUGCUUGCAUGAUCCGAGAGCAUUUCCCAGAAUGAUGUGUUAUCGAAGUGGACAACUUUCGACGAAGCAGUUGCGGAGAAGGCUUCGCCUACAAGGACUCAUCGCAAUCGGUGAUGACGCAAGUCUCAAAGGGUUCGUGCGAUUCGCUCUCCGCGCCAUGAAAUACCUAGCGAGCAAUGCCAACCAGACCCGUCACGUAUAUCCGCCGCUUACGUUCGUAGUCGAAGUCCCAGAUACCUUCCAAGCAAUACCCGUCACAACAUCCACCUCCUUCCUGGAAUGUCUUUCGUAUAGGCUCUUUUCCCCAUUGAUUCCUACCCCACCACGAACGGUGACAAAUCACGCAGGCAUCAUGUGGCUACUUCGCCGUUUUACUUCCCACAGCUCCAAAGCUUGUGAGCUGUGGCGCAUAGUUUCGCUUAUUGUGAAAGUGAGGCUACUGGACGAAGGACAUACUGGGUUGCGAAUUAGCGGACGCAACGUUCAAAAAGCGAUUUCGCGCGGUCUAGAGGAAGGAAGGAGUAAUGCUGCCAAUAUAGUAUGUUAUGGAGGAAGGGCUCCGAGGAAGAUGGAAGAGAUUUGA